AUGAAUGGCCACGCUUCUAUCCCCUCGAGGCUCUACAAGGCCGAGUCACUUCAAUUCGAUGACUUCAAGCAAAUUUGCUCGCGUACCAUUGAUACAUCCACCUACCCACUGGCCUGUGCCACUGAACGCAAUGUCCCAAUUUAUGACCUUUCCGCACUCGAGGCACAAACAGUAACAGCCGAUACUCUCUCUCGCCUUCAGGAUGAGUGGCAUCACAUUCUGCACACCGGACCCGGCAUCUUCGUCCUUCGAAACAUGUAUGCACCCACCCGGUACGGCAGCAUCCUUUCCGCGACCAACGCAGCCUUUGACCAAAUUAUUACCAAAGAGCGCUCCUCCAACGUCUCUAAAGGCGACCACUUCGCCGCAGGCGGAACGAAUGACCGCAUCUGGAAUGCCUUCCAGAAGCAUGGCGAAGAAGACCCCGCCUCCUUCCUCGCAUAUUACUCCAACCCUUGGCUAGCCACCGUUUGCAAUGCCUGGCUCGGCCCAGGCUACCGCAUCACUGCACAAGUAAAUGCAGUUCAUCCAGGUGGCGCAGCCCAGAAGGCCCACCGCGAUUACCAUCUCGGGUUCAUCGAAGAGGAAGCCUGCAUGCGCUACCCGGCUGCGACGCAAUUGACCUCUCAGUUCCUGACGCUACAGGGGGCCGUCGCGCAUACUGACAUGCCGGUUGAUAGUGGUCCAACCCGCUUCUUGCCUUUCAGUCAAACAUAUGAGCCGGGAUAUCUCGCCUGGCGAAGACCUGAGUUCCGCGCUUUCUUCCAGGAGAACUAUGUUGCUCUUCCACUCAGUCUUGGCGAUGGUGUCUUCUUUAAUCCUGCCCUUUUCCACGCUGCGGGGGCAAAUACAAUGGACCCAUCAAACGGCUUCCGCCGCGUCGCAAACUUGCUUCAGAUAAGCAGCGCAUUCGGGAAGCCUAUGGAAGCAGUAGACUCCAUUCAGUUAGUAAACGUGACUUGGGAUGGAUUAAAAAAGCGCUACGCGAACGCGGGAACACUCGCAGACGGGGAAUUGGAUCCGGAUCGGCACUCACUUGCUCAGCGCGAGGUCAAGGCGUUUGUGCAGGCUGUUGCAGAGGGAUACCCUUUUUCCACCAAUCUGGAUCGAAGACCGCCUGCGCCGAAUGGCAUGGCGCCGGAGAGUGAGCAGGAUCUUCUGGUGCGAGGGCUGGAAGCGGGCUGGAGCCGUGCUCAGGUUGUUGCUGCUCUUGAGGAGAUGCGGAGGGAUGGACGGCCUUGA
Penicillium pulvis is the source of this 1242-nucleotide messenger RNA. RefSeq names its product phytanoyl-CoA dioxygenase family protein. The record is from RefSeq and is a predicted model, not a curated record. Gene Ontology annotation, biological process: fatty acid alpha-oxidation. The transcript has a single exon. The coding region runs from base 1 to 1242 and encodes 413 amino acids. Gene Ontology annotation, molecular function: phytanoyl-CoA dioxygenase activity. Lineage: Eukaryota; Fungi; Ascomycota; Eurotiomycetes; Eurotiales; Aspergillaceae.